ACGCAAGUCUUCUACCUCUACUCCCUGAAGAUUCCUUCUUCAAAUCACACGUUCAUUCUUCUGCUACAUAUCAAAUCUAUUGAGGACGGGUUCGACCGAAGCUCAUGGGUAUUCCGGUUUACUCACUUUGAUCCGAUUCACCAAACCUCACGUCAUUUUCUAUACAUUUGAGCUCUUCGGAUCUUGCCGUCCAGUCGUUCGAUGAUAUUCCUCUGUGAAGGAAAAUAUCAUUCCUCUCAACUCCUUCUCCAGUUGCCUGAUCAUUCCUCCUGGAAGAAGCUUGAAUUUGUCUAAAAAGGAAAGGAAGUUUUUAUUCUGACGCCAAGUUGAUAGUUGAUCUGGUAUCUGGGAUUAGGAAAUGGCAAUUCGCUUGACACAUCUGCGAAAGCCCCUUGCUUAUUCUCGUCCCUUUGAUACCUGCAUCCCGUUUUUUCGGCCAAUCUCUUCUUUUGAAGCGGUUGAAAAGGCUAUAAAAUGUGCUGUUGAAACAAAGGAGUAUCUUCGAAUACCUGACCUUGUUGUGUCACUCAAAGAACCCUACCAAAACUCAAUGUUAUUCUCCUUUCUCUCUGCUUUCCACCAUCAUCAUAGAAUCCGAGUCAUCGAUGAGAUCCUCCAAAGCUUUGUUCCCGUGAGACCACGUUCCCUGCCCAAGAUUGUCUACUCCAGCCUUCUUACUUACUGCCUUCAGAGUUCUGAUCCACUUCCUUUGUCUUUCGCAAUCCUCCAGCGCACUCUUCGUUCUGGCUGCCUUCCUAACCCACAGACCCACCUCCUUCUGUCUGAUGCUUGGCUUCAACGCCGACGAGGAUCCCAGUCUGUUGCAGAUAUUAUUAAUGAGAUGAAAUUGAUUGGAUACAGCCCUGAUACUGGAACUUGCAAUUAUUUAGUGUCCUCUCUCUGUGCUGUUGAUAAGUUGGAUGAGGCGAUUAAAGUUGUUGAGGAAAUGGGUGCAGCUGGCUGUAUUCCUGAUGUGGAAAGUUAUGGGGCGGUGAUUAAUUCGUUGUGUUUGGCUAGAAAGACUAACGAUGUGGUGAAUAUCGUCAAAGAAAUGGUGAGCAAAGCCAGAAUUUCUCCACGGAAAGGGAUGUUGACAAAAGUAGCAUCAGCUUUGAGAGCCAACAGGGAAACUUGGAAAGCCAUUGAGAUGAUCGAGUUUGUAGAAAGUCGAGGUUACCCUGUGGAAUUCGAGAGCUAUGAGGUAGUAGUCGAGGGUUGUCUAGAGAUUAGGGAAUACAUUUUGGCAGGGAAGAUGGUUGUGAGAAUGACUGAUAGAGGAUUCAUACCCUAUAUCAAGGUUAGGCAAAAAGUGGUAGAGCGUCUUAUUAGCAUUGGUGAAUGGAAGCUUGCUUGUACUGUUAGACAAAGGCUUUCAGAACUCAAGUCCUAGGCAUUUCCUGUAGUCAUCAGAUAAAAUGUUAAGAUUUUGUUACAGUUCCGAUCCUGGAAUGAAACUACUCAUACCCCAAACUUGGGAAUAUUCUUGUUGUUGUUUUUGAAUAGACAAACAUUUUGUUUUAUAGCAGUUCAAUUUGUCUACAUAUCUUGUAAUCAUUGUGCACUCCAUCUGCAGCCUGCAGGUUUGUUGUAGAGUAGUUGUAGUGUCAAGUGAGCAUAAAGAUAAUGUGGAGAGAAUGUGAUGGUAUAUUGAAAUGUGACUUUUGUAAAA
This is a messenger RNA of Capsella rubella, 1669 nucleotides long. Its product is annotated as pentatricopeptide repeat-containing protein At1g06270. Gene Ontology annotation, molecular function: protein binding. The transcript has 2 exons. Bases 359 to 1390 code for a protein of 343 amino acids. Lineage: Eukaryota; Viridiplantae; Streptophyta; Magnoliopsida; Brassicales; Brassicaceae. The record is from RefSeq and is a predicted model, not a curated record.